GAGAGAUCCAGGGAAGAUGGGGCUCAAGGGGAACAAGCGCUUCGGCGGCGGCGGCGGUGGCGGCCAGCCGCCGGCCAAGCGCCAGGCGGCCGGGAAGGACGGCCCCUCCGAGGAAACCGACGACGGCAUCGUCGUCGCGCAGAUAUCGAAGAACAAGAGGGUGGCUGUGCGGAGCUGGAAUGGCAAGGUCAUGGUCGACAUGCGCGAGUUCUACGUCAAGGACGGCAAGAGCCUCCCGACCCGCAAAGGUAUAUCGCUCUCAAUGGAUCAGUGGGAGAUACUGAGGGACAACAUCAAAGCCAUAGACGAGGCCGUCAAGGAGAACACCUAAUGGAAAAAGCGGUUAAGGAGAUAUUGCUGGGCAAAGUUUUGCUCAUUCGCUGCUUAAGUAUGCUAUAGUACCAGUAGUCUAGGGCUGUUUCUAGUCCCACUGUACCUGGAAUGUCGUACUUAUGGUGGGCUCUAAGUACUGUUGUCUCAAAGGUGACCUAAUGCUAAUGGUAGAAUGGUUUAGUUUA
Messenger RNA from Hordeum vulgare subsp. vulgare (domesticated barley), 518 nucleotides. RefSeq names its product RNA polymerase II transcriptional coactivator KIWI-like. Gene Ontology annotation, molecular function: DNA binding; transcription coactivator activity. The transcript has 4 exons. The record is from RefSeq and is a predicted model, not a curated record. NCBI's taxonomy places the organism in Eukaryota, Viridiplantae, Streptophyta, Magnoliopsida, Poales, Poaceae. Bases 17 to 331 code for a protein of 104 amino acids. Gene Ontology annotation, cellular component: transcription regulator complex; nucleus. Gene Ontology annotation, biological process: positive regulation of transcription initiation by RNA polymerase II.